Molecule: messenger RNA, 211 nt
Organism: Candidula unifasciata
Lineage: Eukaryota; Metazoa; Mollusca; Gastropoda; Stylommatophora; Geomitridae
Source: the annotation of a GenBank genome assembly
AUGGGAGAGCAGGAGUGGAAAAGAGGGAGCCAGGAUGGGGGAGGGGGGGGUGGGGUUGGUGGGGGAAAAGGGGGGGGGGGCGUGUCACUAAGACAUGAUUUCAAGGAUAUCCUGCUUAGAAUGAUUGUUAAACAUUGUGUUAAAAUCACGGGUACGAACAUGGUGGACAGAAGUUACCUAUACGUUUACCCAGCUGGAGUAGCGACUGAGA